Messenger RNA from Penicillium crustosum, 210 nucleotides. RefSeq lists its product as uncharacterized. The transcript has a single exon. The record is from RefSeq and is a predicted model, not a curated record. Bases 1 to 210 code for a protein of 69 amino acids. NCBI's taxonomy places the organism in Eukaryota, Fungi, Ascomycota, Eurotiomycetes, Eurotiales, Aspergillaceae.
AUGGAGAAUGAUUUGAUUUCCCAUGUGAACGCACAGUAUGACUGCAUGAAGAGUCGAUUCAGCUGCUCCACUGUCAUCCCAAUGACUGGACUACCAGGACAAGCUUUCGGAGGUCAUUUGGGGUCAGAUCUCGCCAAUAUCCAAUCACCGCCAACAGCGACGAAAUCUUUCAAUACGCUAGCGCGCGAGCAACACGGCACAGGGUCUUAG